Podarcis muralis (Common wall lizard) is the source of this 5386-nucleotide messenger RNA. It is a transcript of the gene LMBR1, whose product is annotated as limb development membrane protein 1. NCBI's taxonomy places the organism in Eukaryota, Metazoa, Chordata, Lepidosauria, Squamata, Lacertidae. The record is from RefSeq and is a predicted model, not a curated record. Gene Ontology annotation, cellular component: plasma membrane. Gene Ontology annotation, molecular function: transmembrane signaling receptor activity. Gene Ontology annotation, biological process: signal transduction.
CGGUGUGUGACAGACCCCUUGGCGAGGGAGCGAGGAGGCGGCGGCGGCGCGCGUCGUUAAGUGUCGCGUCGUGCCCGCGCCUCACUCCCGCCCCCUCCGCCCUCUUUCCCUCACCCGCUCCCCCCCAGGUGUCAGGGGCAUCCGCCGCCGCCCCCUGCCAUGGUCCCCCGCCCGUCGCCCUGGAAGCAGGAGGAGCUGGGGCGGCGGCCGCCAUUGCCUGAGGGGGCUGCGAGGCGGCGAUGAGAGGAUGGACGCGGACGAGGUGACCAUCCGCGAGCAGAACUUCCACAGCCAAGUGCGGGAGUACACGAUCUGUUUUCUUCUGUUUGCUAUUCUCUAUAUUGUUUCCUACUUCAUUAUCAGAAGAUACAAGAGGAAAGGAGAUGAGCAAGAGGAUGAAGAUGCUAUUGUCAAUAGAAUUUCGCUAUUCUUGAGUACAUUUACUCUUGCAGUUUCAGCUGGUGCUGUCCUCCUUCUACCUUUCUCAAUAAUCAGCAACGAAAUCCUGCUCUCUUUUCCACAUAGCUACUAUAUUCAGUGGUUAAAUGGAUCUCUAAUUCAUGGGUUAUGGAAUCUUGUUUCUCUCUUUUCCAACCUUUGUUUGUUUGUACUGAUGCCCUUUGCUUUCUUCUUUCUGGAGUCGGAAGGCUUUGCUGGCUUAAAAAAGGGGAUCAAAGCACGCAUUUUGGAAACCCUUGUUAUGCUCAUUCUUCUUGCACUGCUUAUCCUUGGAAUCGUUUGGGUGGCUUCAGCUCUCAUAGACAAUGAUGCUGCGAGUAUGGAGUCUUUGUAUGAUCUUUGGGAAUUCUACCUCCCUUAUUUAUAUUCCUGUAUAUCACUGAUGGGAUGUUUAUUACUUCUACUAUGCACACCAGUGGGACUUUCACGAAUGUUUACAGUGAUGGGUCAGUUGCUUGUGAAGCCAACGAUCCUUGAAGACUUGGAUGAACAGAUAUAUAUCAUCACCUUAGAAGAAGAAGCUAUCAUGAGGAGGCUAAAUGGGAUGUCUUCACCAGUGGAGUACAACACAAAGCAGCUGAAACAGGAACUAAGUAAUGUGAAGAGUAUGAAGACAAAACUGGAACGACGGAAAAAGGCUUCAGCUUGGGAGAGGAAUCUUGUGUAUCCAGCUGUAAUGAUCCUGCUGCUAAUUGAAACUGCAAUCUCCGUCCUCUUGGUUGCUUGCAAUAUUCUUUGCCUGCUGGUUGAUGAAACUGCAAUGCCAAAGGGGUCAAGGGGGCCUGGCAUAGGAAAUGCCUCUCUGUCCACAUUUGGUUUUGUGGGAGCAGCACUUGAGAUCAUUUUGAUUUUCUAUCUAAUGGUCUCUUCGGUUGUUGGCUUCUAUAGCUUACGCUUUUUUGGAGAUUUCACUCCCAGAAAGGAUGACACAACGAUGACAAAGAUAAUUGGGAACUGUGUUUCGAUCUUAGUCCUCAGUUCAGCUUUGCCAGUUAUGUCAAGGACACUGGGUAUUACUAGGUUUGAUCUCCUUGGAGAUUUUGGAAGGUUUAACUGGUUAGGAAAUUUCUACAUCGUGCUAUCCUACAAUAUCCUCUUUGCCAUUGUGACAACCCUGUGUCUGGUUAGAAAGUUCACCUCUGCAGUUAGAGAGGAGCUUCUCAAAGCAUUAGGUUUAGACAAGCUUCACCUCUCACACAAUGCAAGAGACUCUGAGGCUGCAAAGCCAUCUGUAAACGGGCACCAGAAAACACUGUGAAAAGCAGGUGGUGGAACCGAGCCCUUUUGACUUCAUGACAUUCCUGUCACUUCAUAGCACUUGUUUUUGUAUUGCUUUUUCUUGUUUGUAUAUUGGGUCCAAGUUGAUAACAAAAAAAAUUGCACCCAAGAAAGCUGGGUGUAUCAGACUGUACUCUCUUCUUGCUCAGAUUGAUCCAUGUUAAAUUACUGUGUCAGCUGGCGCAGAAUUGUCUUGAAACCUGGAAGCGGAAAAGAAAACUCCAUUCCUCUUUGGAUCCACCUCCAUAUUGAUCUAUCAACAUAUUAGGCCAAGAAUCUCCUGAGCAUAAACCCUUUGCUGAAGAAUUAGGCUGGGUGUCUGAGAUGAGCCUUGCAAGUUGAAAAUGGCAAAUCCUUUACUAGAGUUGCUGCUUUUUCAGUAAAAUUGCAUUAUGAAAACGGACAACUUAUAGAGAAUAUGGUAAGAUCCAGGAUCAGUACAUUCAUUGUCCGUCUGAUGAGUUUCCACUGUCAUUGUGUCUUAAGAUACCAGCAGUUCCUGGUUCUAAAUAACCAACUGGCCUACAGUUAUCACUAAAGGUAACUUCCACUGAGACUCAUGAAUUACACAAUAACGUAAGCCUAGGUUGCAGUGCUAAAUUGUAAUUUCACAGACCUCUGAUUGUUGUGUACAUAAUCAUGCAUUUUAGGGCAAUCACACAACUCCAUUAAAUGCACAGAGAAUUCUGUUCAUUCCCUUCUGUGUAAUGUGUCGCCUUAUAUGCAUAAGCAGUGAGAAAAGGAUACCAUAGCACACAACUUCCACAAGUGUUAAAACAAUUAUCCCACUCUAGGUGCCCUGGGUUAAGUGUGCAGUGCAUUAGACUAGACCAUUUUUUCAUUGUUUCCUUUGUUGAUCUAUCUUUUUAAAAAACAUGGAGUAAUCAGGUAGCAGAUUAUAAACUCCAGUUUUUUAAAUAUGAAAAUAUAGAUUCCAAUUAAGGCAUGCAAUUUUCAUUGAUAUUGUUACACUUUAGCAAAUCUUGUGUGUAACAUAUGAAUCUGAAGGAAGUUAGCAUACAUACUGUGAGUAGAGGUAGGUAGAUUGUAAAGGCUAGCAUGACAUUUUAUGAAACUUUGCUGAAGGUUUGUAGUUCUUGGAUGAUGAAGUGACACUGGCCAUUCAUAGAUGAGCACAUUUUAUAAGUUAGAUCCCAUAAGGUUAACUGGAUCUUCACAACUUUAAUGUUUUACCUCACUUUGAAAAUAUCAGUAUUAUAUUAAUCUCAGUAAGUCCAAAACUGGGUUUUGAUGUGUUGUACAAUGUUGAAAUAAUUCUGCAAAUUAUCCUGCUUUUUAAGAAAGUUCAGAAUGUUACUAGAUUCAUUUGGGCUCACAAGCAUUUUCUACACUGUUUGAAAUCAGUGUAGAGUUCCUGGAUAAUAGACACUAUUCUAAGUUUCAUAUGAUUUCUUAUGAAAAUUAAUCUUGCAUUAAAUUUUGGAAGGUAGCAUUUAUAGUAAAUACAUUAUAGAAUUUUUUCUAAUAUUGUCAGUGGAAAUGACAACUAGAGCAGAUGCAGGACAGAACUUAUUUUCAUAAAACUGUUUCUGGGAACUGGAAUAAAUUGUAAACUGGGGGCUUUUUGCCACAGUGGAAGAUGUAGAGAAAUCGACUCACUCAGUGACAUUGUUAGGGUAAUCAGAUUAAGCCAGGAUAUGCACAAGUGCUGUGCACCACAUACAGCACCCUGCACAUAAGUGGGGAAAGAAGCCAGGAAGCUGUAGUUAUGAGUUAACUAUAACUUCACAUCACAUGCAAAUGGGAAAAUUAAUGGCUUCUGAACCAGCCAACUUGUGGAUAAGCUUGUUUGGAAGCUGUUAAGCAAGGGAAGUUGCAAUGAACUUCUGCUUCCUGACUUGUUUUUCCAUUCACAUUCACAGCAUUUGAUUAUCUGAACCAGGCCCGAGAGUUUAGAUAUUGAGACCCUGUAUCUCAGUUUGAAAUGGUAGUAAUUGGUUUUAGGAUUUUUAGUGUGCUUGGCACCUCCACUCAACACCACAUUGAAACAUAAUUGUUCAUGCCGUAAUAGUAAUAUGCCUACAGGAAAAAAAGUGGAUUCUGUAUAGUAAAGGUACAUCAACAGUAUGCUUAUUACCAUAGCUACUGCAGUCAACAUAUAGAUGGAUCCAACUGAAUUUGAAAGCAUUUGUGAUUCUGUGGCUAUCAUUCUUUGGACAAAGUUCAUACCAAAUUACUGAGAAUUUUAAUCCAUGUUCUUCAUAGGUAGAGAGUUGACUUAGACAAAUUUGCAAAUUAAACAUCAAAGACAAUAAAUGCAGAUGGCAUGAGGAAUCUCCGUAAGUACCUUAAUAAACUUGGGUUAGUUCACCUGUAAGUGCUGUACUGUACAGCCCCAUUCAAAUCAGGAGCUGUGCAAGAGGAAACGCUUCCCUGAAAAUGUUGCCUUUGGUUAUCCUGGGGUGGUUAGCAUUAAUGGUACAUGGUAUGAAACCUGCCCCCAUCCCCAAAAAUCAUUUGAUUAGUGAAGGCUCCAUCUCAAUUCUUAUAAUUUCUUAGGAUCAGGUGUGCAACUUAUCCUAUGUACUGGUUUGCAUCUCAAUCAGGGGUGGGGUACUUUCUUUCCCUCUCAAGGGCCACUUUUGGGACAAUAUUUGUGGUGCUAAAUAGGCCAGUGAUGGGUAGGACCUCUUCCUCCCCUUUCAUUCCCUGCCCCUUCCCAGCCGCUUGCAUGAAAUUAGGCCAAAGUCUAAGCUGCCCCCUGUAAAGUUUUAAUGCCUUUGGCACGAAAAUAGGAGGGAUCUAUCUAGUAAUGUGACCAGUGCCAUUGCAGCAAAUCAUUGUUUCCUGCUGAUACAAGAAUAAUACAGGCCAUCUCACCCUGUGAAAUUGAAGUAUAAGCUGGCUAUUGCUGCCUCCCACACCCAAACUUACACAAAAAUCCACAAUGCAUCACUCUGGAGAUGCAUGUGAAAUAAGAGUCACUGGAAGGGGGGCAGAUUCAGCACCUCCCCCCAUUAUAAAUAUAUGUGAUGGUCUCCUGUUCCUUGACUUUGUCCAUGUGAAAUUGUUAAAAUUGUCAUUUUAUCCCUCAGUUGAAAAUUAUUUUACAGAUGAAGUUCUACUUUCAAAUAUAGUGAUAAAAAUUACACGUAAAUACUUAAAGUUAUAAAGGCUUAAAUGUGUUUAAGUAGAUGGUAAUUAGUAAUUCUUUGAUGGAUACUAGUAAUGUAUUCCUAGUGGUUUGACUCGUGUAGUCAAGUGUUUUGUACCUUUUUUUUAAGGUACAAAAACCUCUACUUCAGUCAUAAACCAUCUGCCUCGUUAUGAGGCUAAAGCACAAAUAUGCUUUUCUUGUAUGAGCUAGAUGUAUAUCAAAUCAGACCAAAAAUGUAUGCAAGUUAAGUGUCUUAAGUGCGCCAUUGUUUGGCUUUCUCCUCCACUGGUACACUGUGUUAACACAGCGUGACAGAAUUGUUGUUGCAAAGUCUGAGCACAUCUUUACUCUCUAGCUUUUUAAGCUAAUGUCAAGCAGACAUAGAGGGGUUAUUUAGAAGUUGGCUUCACUAGGACACUUUGUUUACAGAUUGUAAUGUGACGUUUACCUUCACCUCUUUCUCCAAUCUCUUUUACACAGUUGCCUGUUUUACAGUGUCAAUUAAAGGAUUUGACAAUAUGUUCUUCUACA